AUGGCUGCUCCGAUUUGCAUUCGAGCAGCGACUCACCGCUUACUGACAACGCCCGCGAAGGAGCUUCCGUCGAUUGCGACCUACAUUGCGACAGCUGUCGCUGAUUGUGGAAGUAUAUUAUCGGUGCCUCAAAGUCAGAAAAAAGUUUCUAGGGAGUCACACAAUGCAUUGCUGGUGCAGAAAUUGAAAACCCGCAUUACAAAUCUCUUACAAGAUCAGAGCGUUGAAGGGCGGUGGACCGGAGUUAUACUUGUUAAGGCAAUGAUAGAAGCGGGACAAUGGGAGAUUCUCCGUGGCUGCGAAGCUUGGGUUCGGGGCCUUCUAGGUAUUCUAGGGAGAUCCGAUCCUCUGUCAACUAAAAAGCUCUCCCUCAUUACUUUGACGCGCAUAUUCCGACUGACUUAUCCAUACCAAACCUUGGUGCGAGAAAUAACCACACCGUCACUGCCCACUUUUAUUACAUCUUGUUUGAAUUUGGUUUCUGUGAAACCAAUAGAUGGGCAAGCGAGACAACUGAAAAGAAUUAAUCCAUUGCUUGACACCGUUCUGCGUGUAUUUCUCGAGUUGCUCCCCCAUCAUCCUACCAUUUUUCGUCCAUUUUCGUCGCAAAUCCAUGGCCUGAUAUUGCCCCUCAUUGCGCCGUUCGGCGUUUCUGGUUCACUAUCAAGGUCGGGCAUACGCCUGGCCCAACGGCUUUUCAUCACCCUACAUCAAUGUGCACCUAAGAAUACUGGCGGAGAAGAAUGGCUUAAGGCUUGUAGGUCUACAAUAUCGUCCCUACAUCAGACAAGUGAUCACUUGUUCCGAGGUGUUGUGGAACAGUGGGAGUCUGUUGAUACCACUUUACGCCGCCCAUCUAGACCAAAAAAUUACGAUCAUCCGGUUGGAGAUGGUCAUCCCGAUGCGCUUGGGUCUCCAACCUGGCAAGGUAUAUACGCUGGUACUGAGAAGUUAGAAAACCUUUUGAAGUUGCUUACUGAAUUCGUUUCAAUGCAAACUAGCUCCACAGUAGCAAUUCCGUUAGGGUCCAUACUUGAUUUGUCCAGUCGUUUAGUCUCAGUGACCACCCCAUCAUCAGAUGACGCCUCACAGUGUGUGACAGAUUUAAAUCCCGAAGUUGGCCGGGAAGAAAGGGAGAGCCUUUGGGCUGAGUUACCCCGGCUUCAUAUUGCGGUUCUAGAUCUUUUGCGCACUAUCGUUGAAAGAUUGGGCCUAGGAAGCAUCCCGAUUGCCCAAAGUUGUCUUGAGCAAACUCUUUGGAUAUUUGAAGCCGAACACAGCAAUAUUCACAUACGCAUUGCCGUUUACAAAGUGUUAAAUACUCUGCUGCCUAUUAUUGGUCCAUCCAUCAUAAAACCUGGUGUAACGCCCUUGGCAUCAAUUAUCCGAUUCGCGUGCCAGGACCUCUUACCGUCCUCUACAAGCAAGGCUGUGGGUGAUAAUCAACCUAUUAAUGGAAAAUCUGCUGCGAAGCCAAAUCCAACGACAAGCAAUGUGGACUCUUUCCUGAAUAUAAACCACAAAGCUAGCAUUGACGCGGAACAUCCCCUUCCGGGUCUGAAAAGUGCGGCUGCAGAUCUUCUCACAAGUCUCCUCACAUUCCUCCCGGCUGAACACACUCCCACAUAUCUCCGAACGGAAAUCGAUCGCACAGCGAUCAUAACGAAGAAAGAAUCUAUUAUGAUGGCUAGCGUCCUCAACCCCGUGCCAGCAACAUCUAAUGGCUUCAAUACCCCAAGCAUUAUGCCGUUCCUCACUCGAGGUUUCUCGGAAUUGCCUGGAGUUGAGUCAUUUCUACGGCCGAGAAUGCCGGUCCUAAUAGGAGACUCACAGUCAAACGAAUGGGAAGUAGCUAAUGGAGAAGACGACUCUGAACCGAGGUCGGUGACCGCAUUGGUGCCGUCAUCAGAUGCGGUGCCUGAAGAACUUACAAGGCCACUAAAUAAACGAGCGUUGGAUGAUAUUCUAACGACUGAUGAGCAACCAACACCCCCAUCGGAAUCUCAGAAUCUUUUACCUUCGCAUACCAAAAGAAUACGUGUUGAAGCGGUGCAAUCACACAGCUACAGUCACCCAGCGAGGGUAGUUGCGAGACAAGUAGUACCUGCUGAACCCCCAAAGGAAAGGGUCACGAAUUUUGAUACGCCUGCGCCCGCUAUUCAAUUGACUUCCGCACAAAAUUUUAACUCUGCAGCAACUGGUACAGAGAAAGUCGAGAUAAGGAAUAACGAUGGUGCGGGGGAAGGUGAUGGCGAAUCCGAUGAUGAAAUCCCCACCCUGAAUAUUGAACCGGACACCGACGAGGAUGACGAGGAAGGAGAAUGA
This is a messenger RNA of Histoplasma capsulatum G186AR, 2325 nucleotides long. RefSeq lists its product as uncharacterized. The transcript is spliced from 2 exons. Gene Ontology annotation, biological process: rRNA processing. Gene Ontology annotation, cellular component: nucleus. Lineage: Eukaryota; Fungi; Ascomycota; Eurotiomycetes; Onygenales; Ajellomycetaceae. The record is from RefSeq and is a predicted model, not a curated record. Bases 1 to 2325 code for a protein of 774 amino acids.